AUGAAACUCUCUCUCUCUCUCUCUCUCCUCUAUCUAUCCAUCUAUCUAUCUAUCUAUCUAUCUAUCUAUUUUAGUCUUUUCUAUCUAUUAUCUCUGUCUUUCCUAUCUAUCUAUCUAUCUAUCUAUCUAUCUAUCUAUCUGUCUUGGUCAUUUAUAUCUACCUAUCUGUCUCGGUUUUUAUCUAUCUAUCUAUCUAUCUAUCUAUCUAUCUAUCUAUCUAUCUAUCUAUCUCAGUCUUUUCUAUCUAUCUCAUUUUGUUCAUAUAUGUCUAUCUAUCUAUCUAUCUUUCUAUCUCAGUCUUUUCUUUCUUUCUAUCUAUCUCUGUCUCAUCUAUCUAUCUAUCUAUUUGGGACUUUUCUAUCUAUCUAUCUAUCUAUCUAUCUUGGUCAUUUAUCUCUACCUAUUUGUCUUGGUUUUUUUUCAAUCUAUCUAUCCAUCUAUCUAUGUAUCGAUCUAUCUCAGUCUUUUCUAUCUAUCUAUCUAUCUAUCUAUCUAUUUUGGACUUUUCUGUCUAUCUAUUUAUCUUCUAUCUAUCUAUCUAUCUCUCUAUCUAUCUAUCGAUCUAUCUAUCUAUCUAUCGAUCUAUCUAUCUCAGUCUUAUCUAUCUAUCUAUCUAUCUAUCUAUCUAUCUAUCUCAGUUUUUUCUUUCUAUCUAUCUAUCUAUCUAUUUUGGACUUUUCUGUCUUCUAUCUAUCUAUCUAUCUAUCUAUCUAUCUCAGUCUUAUCUAUCUAUCUAUCUAUCUAUCUAUCUAUCUAUCUCAGUUUUUUCUUUCUAUCUAUCUAUCUAUCUAUCUAUCUAUUUUGGACUUUUCUGUCUGUCUAUCUAUUUAUCUGUCUUGUCUAUCUAUUUAUCUAUCUCUCUAUCUAUCUAUCUAUCGAUCUAUCUAUCUCAGUCUUAUCUAUCUAUCUAUCUAUCUAUCUCAGUCUUUUCUUUCUAUCUAUCUAUCUAUCUAUCUAUCUAUCUAUUUUGGACUUUUCUGUCUAUUUAUCUGUCUUGUCUAUCACUCUAUCUAUCUAUCUCUCUAUCUAUCUAUCUAUCGAUCUAUCUAUCUCAGUCUUAUCUAUCUAUCUAUCUCAGUCUUUUCUUUCUAUCUAUCUAUUUUGGACUUUUCUGUCUGUCUAUCUAUUUAUCUGUCUUGGUGUUUUCUAUCUAUCUAUCUAUCUCUCCACAAUUUAGCUGACAUCCAGUUUGUAGCAGCAUAUAAAACAUAUUUUCUAUCUAUCUAUCUAUCUAUCUAUCUAUCUAUCUAUCUAUCUAUACAGACAGACAGACAGACAGAAUUCAAUUUGAUUCUGAUUAUAUCUAUCUAUCUAUCUAUCUAUCUAUCUAUCUAUCUAUGUCACUCUGUUUCUAGCUAUCUAUUUAUCUUUUGA
This is a messenger RNA of Acanthosepion pharaonis, 1374 nucleotides long. Lineage: Eukaryota; Metazoa; Mollusca; Cephalopoda; Sepiida; Sepiidae. The record is from the annotation of a GenBank genome assembly.